Messenger RNA from Pelobates cultripes (western spadefoot toad), 378 nucleotides. The record is from the annotation of a GenBank genome assembly. NCBI's taxonomy places the organism in Eukaryota, Metazoa, Chordata, Amphibia, Anura, Pelobatidae.
AUGUGUGGGCACACUACAGAGGGACAUAUCUGCAAAUUUCAGCCAUUGGCUGGCAGUAUUAACCGAGACAUCGGCCUUCUUCUCACAAAGCCCCUUUGUCCUAAAAUAGUGGACCUACCAUCAUGCUGUCAACGGGAUUCUCUGUCUACGUCAGACAAAGACAGUGUGGCUAUGUCAGACACCCUGUCUUGGUCCUGCAGUAACCCCACACCAGCUGUGACAGACCAGAACCCGAAUCUGGCCACUAAAACAGCCAUCUCUGGUUUAAUGUCUGAUAUUAAAGCCUUCUUUACAGCCGAAUUGGCAGUUUUUAAACAAGCUCUUGAAACAUUCUCUGGGCGCAUUAAGGCCAAUGAGGAGGAUAUGCAAGCUCAGUAA